Messenger RNA from Oryzias latipes (Japanese medaka), 3877 nucleotides. It is a transcript of the gene prkg1l, whose product is annotated as protein kinase cGMP-dependent 1, like. Gene Ontology annotation, biological process: protein phosphorylation. The record is from RefSeq and is a predicted model, not a curated record. Lineage: Eukaryota; Metazoa; Chordata; Actinopteri; Beloniformes; Adrianichthyidae. Gene Ontology annotation, molecular function: ATP binding; cGMP-dependent protein kinase activity.
GUUGGAGGGAGCCCGCGUCACGUGACCGCCUGUCUGCGCUGUGGGCAUUCCUCCUGACCAGCAUCCUUCACUUGAGGACGCCAGGCGGACUGCUCACCUACACCGAUCAUGGGUACACUGAGGGACCUCCAGUUUGCUCUGCAACUAAAAAUCGAGGAGCUCCGCCAGAGAGACACACUCAUAGAUGAGUUGGAGCUUGAACUGGAUACAAAGGAUGAACUCAUUCGAAGGCUACAGGAAGAACUGGACCGUUACAGGACCACUGUUUGCCUCUCAGGACCCUCACCCAGUGCAGCUCCUCAAAUUGAGGGCAUGGAGCGAGCUAAAAAGCACACAGUCAUUUCAGAACCCUUCAGCCCGGACCCCGUGACUCUCGCCAGGAUUUCACACAAAAGCUGUGACAAAAGUCAACAAUCUCAAAGCCUGAUCCAGGCAGGGCUUUUGAAAAACGACCUGUUGAAGAACUUAGACGAAGGAGAAAUGAGAGCUGUCACAUCCUGCACAUAUCGCUGCUCCAUCAAUCAAAACUGCACUCUCAUACAGGAGGGGAGCGCUGGGGAGCAGGCUUUUAUUUUAGAAGAAGGAAGAUUGAGCGUGACUCAAGACGGGUGCAAGCUGCUGACAAUUGAACCAGGGGAUACGAUUGGCGAGCUGGCACUCCUCUACAACUGCACUUUCCCCUUUUCUGUCUCUGCACAAUCGGACUGUAAGCUGUGGACUAUUGACCGCAAGAGCUUUCAGACUGUGCUGAUGCACUGCAGUCUCAGCCGCCUUUCUCAUUCAGUGGAGCUGCUCAGAAGCCUUCCCCUCCUGCAGUCAUUGCCAGAGGAUGUCAUCAUGAAGAUUUCUGAGCUCAUGAAAGAGACAUAUUAUGCAGAUGGUGAAUAUAUUAUUCACCAAGGAUCUGUGCAAGUCAACCUUUAUGUCAUCAGCAAAGGACAGGUGACUCUGACAGAAAUGAGGGCGGGGCAUGAGGAGCACACAGUCUUGUCUGAGCUCUCUGAGAAGCAGUGGUUUGGAGAAAAAGCGCUCUCGAGAGAAGACUCUUGGACUGUGAGUGCACUUGCUGUUGGUGCUGUGACAUGCUUGGUAAUAGACAGAGAAACCUUCAAAGACAUUACUAAUGGACUGCUAACGGACUGCCAUCAAAAGGAUCAAAGGAGCAUUGAAUCCAAAUUCGAGACAAAUGAGGAUCCUGCUCUCCUAACAUCUUCAACCCUGAGCGAUUUCCAGAUUAUUCGCACUCUGGGAGUAGGGGAGUUUGGGCAUGUUGACUUGGUGCAACUGAACAGCAACAUAAAGCUAAAUUUUGCAAUGAGGGUCCUUAAGAAGAAGCUAAUUCUAAAUGGCGGCCAAAGAGAACACUAUCUGAGAGAGAGCUCCAUUCUCAUGGAGGCCCAGUGUCCAUUCAUAGUCAGGUGUCUGGCAUUCAGCAUUUACCUUAUUUGGACUGUUGUGUUGAAAAGUUCCUUAAAGGUUGUAAUGUAUUUCAUUUCUCACAGAUUUUAUAAAAUCUUCAGAGACCCCGAACAGCUGUACAUUUUGACAGAAGUUUGUCUUGGUGGGAAUUUAUCUUGUUUAGUCAAAGAAAAGGGAUGCUUGGAUGACUGCACAGCCAGGUUUUACACGGGUUGUGUUGUUGAAGCAUUGAUUUAUCUUCAUCGCCAAGGAGUGGUCUAUAGAGACAUCAAGCCUGAACGUGUAGCUCUGAAUGAGCAUGGCUACGCCAAACUGACGGGCUCUAGGUGUCUGAAGAGGCUUGAUGGGGCAAAGAAAACCUGGACGUUCUGUGGUACAUUGGGUUAUAUGGCACCUGAGAUCAUCCUGAGUAAAGGCCACGGUAGACACUCAGACCUGUGGUCACUGGGAGUGUUUGUGUUUGAACUUCUUAGUGGUCGACUUCCUUUUGACAACACAGAGCAGAUUAAGAUUAUCACUGCAACCAUUCAAGGCAUCGAUCACGUUGAAUUUCCAAAGACCAUCUGCAAAGAUGCCAGUGAUCUCAUUAAAAUGCUCUGCAGGAGCAAGCCCUCAGAGAGACUGGGCAGUCAGAGAAAUGGGGUCAAGGACGUUCAGCAGCACAAAUGGUUUGAAGAACUCAACUGGGAUGGAAUUUGCACAAGAACUCUAAAACCUCCAGUUAUUCCAGAAGUUCAGCAUACGUGUGAAAGCGUCUCAUGUGCUCUUUACAACAAGGACUCAGUGGAGCUGUGCACAAACUGGGAGGACUUUUAAUGGAUUUCUAGGAAACUGAAACAAAAAUGUCUUCAUUAUUAAACUGAAUUGUUUUUCUCGCAACCUUAAUGCCAUCAAUAACUCAUUAAAAAAAAGCUGAUAUUUUGGUGUCACCUUCAGAAACUAAGAAAUUCCAUUCAUCUAUUUUCAGAACCCACUGAAUCCCUUUUGGGGUCACGGGGGUGUGGGGGCCUAUCCAACUAAUGUUCAGCAGAGGAAUGACACACCCUGAGCUGGUGGCCAGUCAGUUCCAGGGCCACACAAACACCGUGGGGCAAUUUGGAGACACCAAUUAACACAUUAAGCAUGUUUUGAACUGUGGGGGAAAACCCAAGCGCAAAGAGAAACCCAAACAUGCACAAACAGAACAUGCAAACUCAUUACAGAAGAGUACCAGCUAAGAUUUGAACUGGGGCCUUCUCAUUGUUAGGCAAGUGCACUAACCAGUGUGACACUGUGCAGCCCACUAAGACAUUCACCUGGUAAAUUGAAGUUUUCCUUUGUUGUCGUUUGAAUAAUAUAGGCAGUAAAAACAGCAUGGGAUACUUUUAAGGAUAGUGUGUGUGUUAAAGUUGUAGAAAAUCUAGUCUGUUCCAGAUGCUAAAAGCGCUUUCAAUGUGACCAUUAUUCAUUCACUCUUCAUUCAUACUUUGUGACGGUAGAGGCGUGGCUGCCAGUUCACGGCUCUGACCUUCACCAUCACGCACAUUCAGGCAGUAGCGUUAAGGGUCUUGCCCAAGGGCCCACACUGGGUGGUGUUCAAUUCCCCCCAGGAAUCAAACCCUGCUUUCCUGCAUGUCAGUCCUUCAUCUUACCAACCGAGCUACCCAGCUGUCAAAAGAUAUAUGUCAAUGAACCAAACUACACACAGAAUUAUAGGUGGAUCUGUUUUUGGAAAACUAUUUCAUGUUGCCAAUAAAAUUGGACUCUAUUAAUACAAUUAUAAUUAAUAAUAAUAAAAAAUAGUAAUAUUUUGUUUUGUUAAAGUGUGACAUACAUAUCCGAAAGAUGUGCGUUUUUUUUUUAUUUAAUUGAAUCCAUCUUAUUGCUUUUUCAACCAAUUAUUAGAUUAAAUCUUUGUGUGUGUUGGUAAUUAUAACUGAACUAUUUUGUUUAUCCUACUUUAAAAUAAAGAAUUGAAAGAAAAGAAAUACUUGUUAACAAUUCAAGGAGAAAGUCUGAUGACAUCCCUGCUUUCCAGCUCAAUGAAAAGAUCGAAUUCCUUUGGUUUCCUCUUAAAACCGCGUUUUCCCGUAAAGUCUGUAUUUUGAGGGUGGUUGGUCCCGGGUUUGACUUGGGUGACGUCAGCGCCAGCGAAGGCUGUAUUUUAAAAAGUGAAGCGCCGGGGGGAAAACACGACAAAGCAGGAGCAAGAAGUUUUGCACCGAUCCUACCAAAAUAAGAAAUCAGAAACGAAUUCAAACACAACAGAGCAAAACCUCCAGGUGAUGAUCAUAAUUGUAAUUUCUUCUUUAUGGUAGAAUAUUCUAUCUAAGGUAAAUUCAAUUACAGAUUAGUAUAAACUUUGCACCUCAGUUGAGAUAAUGUAUUUUUCGAAGAGUAUGGGUUUUGCCUCCAAAAAUCUGGAAUAUUUGUUUCAAAUAGGGGCAAAUAUGAAGAUAAUAAAUUAUUUAAAACAUUA